UUGAAAUUGUAAGGGAAAACUGUUUUUUAUUCGGAUAAAUUGAAAAAUUCAUUUUAUUUUUAGAAAAAAACGUGAACACCGUAGGAAUAGUUUAAAGGUUCGUUAUACAUUUCGUGAAAUAUCCUCUAGCGAUAAAGCAGUUGCGCUCUACCAAUAAAUUUUAGAGCGGCAAAUCAGUUCGUUUGAAAAUAAAUUAAAAAUUUUUUUUUCUGCGAGAAAACACAAAAUUCAGGAUUUAGACGAACUUUGUGAGUGCUUCACUUCUUCUCUAUAUCAAUGUUUUAAUGGGAUAUAUUUUCAGCGGACGGUGAGAACCCGAUACCUCGUAAUUUGCGGCACAAAAUGAGCAACAAACGAAAAAUAGUGGUUUCCUCCGACUCAGAAGAUGAUGAGAUGCCGGUGAAAUCAACGAAGCAGAAGAAAUUGAAAAUUACGGAGAAUUCUGCGAAAAAGAGAAAGGAUAGUGAUAUCGAGGUUGGUUCGCUGCGAAAAUAAAUAGGCUUCGUUAAAUAUUCAUUUAUAUUUUUAGAUUUCAUCAGAUGAGGACGAACUUGUGAGAGGUACUGCCAGUUCAAGUGAAAAAAAGACGAAUAAACGGAAAUCGAAAAACGAACUUCCGGCGGGUCAAAAAACUUUGAACUUUUUCGCAAAAACCUCGAAAGAAGAUGAAAAACCAAAAGCGAAAACGGUGUCUCAUGUUAAUCCCGCGGAUUUCUUCAAACCUAUAAAAACUACUAAAAAAGAAGCACCAAAGCCAACCAAAACAAUAAGCCCGUCUCAAAAAGAAAACUCGACAGUAAUCAAAAAGGUAUCAACUUGUGUUUUCUUUUUUGUAACCAACAUCUUUCCAGAAAACCCCAAGUCCUGUCAAAAAACCAGAUAUUGAUGACGAAUUUGUUGAUUCUGAUGAUAGUUUCGAAUCUUUUGUCCCUACAAAAAUCAAAACUCCGGAGAAGAAAAAAGAAAUCAAGAAGAACUCGCCAUCUCCUUCUCCACCACCGCCACCCAAAAAAGUUCAAGCAGCUCCGAAAAAGGUACCAAAAACGGUCUCAAAAGAUAGUGGAUUUUCGGAAGAACCAGUGAAAGUCAAAAAAGUAGAAGUCAAUGAUCCAAAUCUUCCAUGGGUUGAUAAAUAUAAACCACAAAGUUUUAAUCAACUUGUUGGACAACAUGGAGAUAAAAGUCCAAUCAAUAAAUUGUUGGAUUGGUUGAAAGAUUGGGCAAAACAUAAUCUUGGCGAAGGCGCAAAAAUCAAAAAACCAAAACCUGCUCCAUGGAUGAAUGGACAAGAUGGAACACCAUUCAAAGCUGCACUUCUUUCUGGUUCUCCUGGAAUUGGAAAAACGACAUGUGCAUAUAUGGCUUGUAAUAUGUUGAAUUUCAAAUUCGUUGAAAUGAAUGCGUCAGAUGUGAGAAACAAAAAACAUCUCGAGGCGAAAAUUGGAGAACUUUCCGGGUCACAUCAAAUCGAACAAUUCUUCGGUGUCAAAAAAUCAGUUGCUCAAGAUAAUUUGAAAGUUCAUCACGUGUUAAUUAUGGAUGAGGUUGAUGGAAUGAGUGGAAAUGAAGAUCGAGCUGGUGUAAGUUAGAAAAAAACAGAUUCAGAGUUCACAUUUCUUUUUUAGAUUUCUGAAUUGAUUCAAAUUAUCAAGGAAUCGAAAAUUCCGAUUAUUUGUAUUUGCAACGAUAGACAACACACAAAAAUUCGGUCAUUGGCUAAUCAUUGUUUUGAUAUUAAAUUCCCAAAACCAAGAGUUGAACAAAUUCGCGUAAGUUAGGAUUAAUUUUCUCUCAAAAAAAUAGUGUUUCUAGUCACGAAUGAUGACGAUUUGUUGUACGGAAAAAAUGAAAAUCACAAAAGAAGAGCUUGACGAAGUUAUCGAAUUAUCAAAUCACGAUGUUCGUCAGACAAUUUAUAAUCUUCAAAUGCGUUCAAAUUCAAAAGAUGCAAAAGUGAAUCAAAAAGAUAUUUCUGUUGGACCAUUUGAAGCAGCUCGAAAACUUUUGGAUUCUCGAUCAACAUUACAAGAAAAACAAGAAAUGUUUUUCGUUGAUUAUGGAAUUAUGCCACUUUUUGUUCAAGAUAAUUAUUUGAGUAUGAAAAAUGAUAAACAUACUCCACUUGAAGCAAUUCGUGGAUUACGAAAAGCAUCGAGACUUAUCUCAUUGGGUGAUAAUGUGGAUAGAAUAAUUAGAUCUGGUGGUUCUUGGAAAUUAUUGAAUGAGCAAAGUAUGUUAUCAGCGGCUUUGCCAGCAAUUGCAACUGGAGGACAUAUGAAGGCGAGAAUUGAAUUCCCAUCUUGGCUUGGAAAAAAUUCGACUGCUGGAAAAAGAAAACGACUUUUACAACAACUCGUGUCACAUACUCAUUUGAAGUUUGUACUUUUAUGAGUUCUUCGUAUCCCCAAUUUCAUAUUAUUAUUUUUGCAGAGUUUCCGCAAGUAUGUAUUCAUUCGCCACCGAAUAUGCGCCAAUGCUUCGAACCAAAAUAACAAAACCACUUUUGGAAAAAGAAUCUGAUGGAAUUGCCGAAGUUGUUGAUACAAUGAUUGAAUACGAUUUGAUUCGAGACGAUUCCGAAGCGCUCUCGGAAAUUGUUGUUUGGCCGGGAAAAAUUGAUCCGGCUAGCAAGAUUUUGACAAAAGUCAAAUCGGCAUUGACAAGAACAUUGAAUAAAUCAUCAAGAAUGUUGCCAUAUUCAUUGGAUGACGUGGCAAAAGGAAAGAAAAGAACUGGAGUCAAUUCAAUAGGUAUUUUUAUUGUGGUUAGAAAAAUAAGAAAUGAUGGGAAAAUUAUUGAGACGCGAAAACGUGAUGUUCUAUUUAGAAAUUUUGAAUUUAAUUUUGAAAAUCUGAAACUGUUGACGUUUUUUUUUCAAAAAAUUGUUUUGCAGGUGUCGAAAUGGACGAGGAAGGAAAUUUGGUCGAAAAAUUCGAAGACGAUGAUGGUGCAAGUGAUGACGAAGAAGGUGGAAAUGGCGAAUCAUCUGAAGUUGUUGUCAAAAUCACAAAAGCUGGAAAAGCCGCUCCAACAAAAUCGACAAGAGGAGGUAAUUCCACGUUAAAGUUUUUUAUGUGCCCCAGAUGUGAAACCCACAUUACCAUAAAACGUGAUGUGUUACAUCUGGAAGAAUUUACUUUCCAUGUUAUAGGUCGAGGCGGGACACGUGGCGGAGCAACUCGAGGGCGGGGCGCCAAAAAAUAG
Molecule: messenger RNA, 3204 nt
Organism: Caenorhabditis angaria
Lineage: Eukaryota; Metazoa; Nematoda; Chromadorea; Rhabditida; Rhabditidae
Source: the annotation of a GenBank genome assembly